Messenger RNA from Rhododendron vialii, 1802 nucleotides. Its product is annotated as purple acid phosphatase 2-like. NCBI's taxonomy places the organism in Eukaryota, Viridiplantae, Streptophyta, Magnoliopsida, Ericales, Ericaceae. Gene Ontology annotation, molecular function: metal ion binding; protein binding; acid phosphatase activity. The record is from RefSeq and is a predicted model, not a curated record. The transcript has 8 exons. The coding region runs from base 213 to 1619 and encodes 468 amino acids.
CAUGCGACUAAUGCAAGAUUAACCCCUUGAGUCCUUGACUAGCGGUUGGUUGUCGGUUAGCACACUUCUCUGUGUCCCUUAGCUAAUUCUUUCCUCUGUUAACUCUCAAUCAAAUUGCAUCAGACAGUACAAAUUCUCUUUUUAUUCUCUGUGCUAUUAUGUACGAAGAUUCAAGAAGAGGGUUUGGGGAUUAAUUAUUGGGAAAGAACAAGAUGUUCUCGAAGUGGGUGUUUUGUGGGUUUGUUUAUUUUCUCUUGGGUUUUCUCAAUUUGGUAGAGUUCUGUAGUGGUGGGAUAACCAGUAGUUAUGUAAGAAACGAUAACCUGAGUUUGGAUAUGCCAUUAGACAGUGAUGUGUUUAGGGUACCUCCUGGGUAUAAUGCGCCCCAACAGGUUCAUAUAACACAAGGGGAUCAUGAGGGUAGGGGUGUGAUUAUCUCUUGGAUCACUCCAGAUGAACCGGGUUCAAAUACAGUUGUCUACUGGGCAGAAGAUAGCAAGCUCACGGGCAGUGCUAAUGGCGUUGUCCUUACCUACAAGUACUUCAAUUACACUUCUGGUUACAUUCACCACUGCAAAAUCAAGAAUUUGAAGUUUCAUACAAAGUAUUACUAUGAGGUUGGGAUUGGAAACACGACGCGGCAGUUUUGGUUCAUAACUCCUCCCAAAGUUGGCCCUGAUGCUCCUUAUACUUUUGGUCUUAUAGGGGAUCUCGGCCAGACUUAUGAUUCAAAUAGGACGCUAACUCACUAUGAGUCAAACCCAGCGAAAGGACAGACAGUACUGUUUGUUGGGGAUCUCUCUUAUGCGGAUGAUUACCCAUUUCAUGACAACACCAGAUGGGAUACAUGGAGUAGAUUUAUAGAGAGAAAUGCUGCUCAUCAACCUUGGAUAUGGACUGCAGGGAAUCAUGAGCUUGAUUUUGAUCCAGAAAUUGGUGAAACUAAACCCUUCAAACCAUAUACAAGUCGUUUUUUCGUACCCUUCAGAUCUUCUGAAAGUACAUCUCCUCUUUGGUACUCAAUUAAGAGGGCUUCAGCGUACGUGAUCGUCUUGUCUUCUUACUCAGCUUAUGGGAAAUACACUCCCCAGUACAAAUGGCUGGCAAAGGAACUGCCGAAGGUGAACAGGACUGAAACUCCAUGGCUCAUUGUUCUAAUGCACUCUCCCUGGUAUAAUAGUUAUGUUCAUCAUUAUAUGGAAGGGGAAAGCAUGAGAGUGAUGUACGAGUCAUGGUUUGUGGAGUACAAAGUAGAUGUUGUCUUUGCUGGUCAUGUUCAUGCCUACGAACGAUCAGAACGCAUCUCUAAUAUCGCAUACAACAUUGUAAACGGAUUGUGUACUCCCAGGAGUGACCAUUCUGCCCCUGUCUACAUAACCAUUGGAGAUGGAGGAAAUCUAGAGGGAUUGGCUACUGAAAUGACAGAGCCACAACCACCAUACUCAGCCUACCGGGAGGCCAGCUUUGGACAUGGCAUUUUUGACAUUAAGAAUAGGACGCAUGCCUACUUCAGUUGGCAUCGGAAUCAAGAUGGAUUUGCUGUGGAAGCAGACUCUUUAUGGUUCCAUAAUAGAUACUGGACAUCACCGGAGAGGUCCUUCCUAGCCACAUCCCAAUGAGGGUCUCAUUUCCAAUGGUUUGUCCUCUUUUAUGGCACAAAUCAACCCAGACUGUAUGGACAAUACGGUGUAUGUAUUAUGCACUACCCAAUGCAAUAAAUUAAAGAUCGAUUCAAAGUGUAUAAUUAUAUCAUCAAACCGUCAAUUGAUAAAUUAGAAUGAAUAAAAUUACGUCUGAUGAAA